Molecule: messenger RNA, 294 nt
Organism: Hydatigera taeniaeformis
Lineage: Eukaryota; Metazoa; Platyhelminthes; Cestoda; Cyclophyllidea; Taeniidae
Source: the annotation of a GenBank genome assembly
AGAAAGCUUUCUUCAACGUCUGAUGACAAUCUUUUUUGUCUUAAGUACUCUGACAUGAAUGAAGAAAUGAUAACUGAAGUGAGUGAAAUGUGUGUCACAGCCUGCGAAAAGUACCCCGACGACAACUGCGCAGCAGCGAAGAUGGUGAAACGUCAAUUUGAGCAGAAGGCAGGUGCGGGAUGGCAGGUGGUGAUUGGUCAAGGCUUCGGAUUUGAGAUCACCUAUGACCUCAACUCGGUCAUGCUACUCUACGUGGGUGGCAAUACUGGCGUUCUCAUUUGGAAGUGCGUCUAG